Messenger RNA from Oppia nitens, 603 nucleotides. RefSeq names its product protein spaetzle 3-like (gene spz3). Gene Ontology annotation, biological process: innate immune response; central nervous system formation; regulation of Toll signaling pathway. The record is from RefSeq and is a predicted model, not a curated record. Gene Ontology annotation, molecular function: Toll binding; growth factor activity. Gene Ontology annotation, cellular component: extracellular region. The transcript has 6 exons. NCBI's taxonomy places the organism in Eukaryota, Metazoa, Arthropoda, Arachnida, Sarcoptiformes, Oppiidae. The coding region runs from base 1 to 603 and encodes 200 amino acids.
AUGACACAAAAAAUAGUUAUUGGUUUACUUUGGUUGAGUGUCGUAAUACUGGAAGCAUCGGAGGCCGAGUUAGUGGAGGGCUAUCCCUGUAUUCGCCGCAAUAAUCAAAUAUAUUGCACCGGUUUAGGCAGUCCUCGAUUAACUGAAAAGAUCGAUAAAUUCAUUGAUGAAAACAAAGCACUUAUUAGACGAAUGUUCGGUGAUUUUGAAGAACCGGACCACGAGUUCAACCCAAACGUCGGUCGUGACGACCAUAAUGGUCAUAUCAUUCAUAAAAGGCCAAAACGUGCUAAAAGUAACUCUUAUAAUAGCAAUAAAAUCGAUUCGUGUGAGUCGUCCGUCGAGAUAGUGACUCCUUAUUGGGCGUCAAACAGCGCCGGAAAGAUUAGGGCUAUUGUUAAUACACAACAUCUACAACAAGCCAUUCAACAAGAAGUUUGUCAGUCUGUGCAAACCAAGAGAUGCAAUAAUGACUGUUCGUGUGAACAGAAAUACAAAUGGCACCGACUGUUGGCCUACGAUCCCGACGACGAUUGUAAAGGCAUUUUCAUGGACUGGUUUCUCUUCCCGUCGUGUUGUGUCUGCCGGUGCAAUGUUUUAUAA